AUGACUACUCGCGGUCGCCCCGUUCUGACUCCGCUCCCUCCUCGUGACAAAGGAAUGGCCACCAAGCCUGCGGUAUCUCGCCGUGACAGCAACGACGAUGAGAACCAAGUCGUUCCGUUCUCACCCAUUUUCGAGAAGAGACCGUCUCCAGGAGCCAAAGAUGCAGAGGUCAAAGACGACCGACACUUGGGCAAGCCGGAACACGCUUGGGAUGACGCAAGUCGAGGCUCUGCCUUUUCAUCCGAUGACGACUCGGACGAAGACGAAAGCGACAGUGAAAACACCUACAAGUCUCGAAGAGCUAGUGAACGACCAGAGUCUCCGUCCCGACGCCGACAUCUCUCUCAGCAGUCUGAUGAAGAAGACUCGCAAGAUGAAUCGGACGAUGAAUCCUCAAAGGAAUCGACGUCUCCUGCCCCUACCCUAGCUCCUGCGCCGACUUCAACGGGUACAGUGGAUUUGUCUCGGUUAUCCAAGCUCGCUGUGUUCCCCGGAACGGAGACGAACCUCGUCCAAGGUCACAUCCUGCGCGUGAAGACCAUGCUGAGCUCCCAGUAUCACUACUUCAUCAACGGCCAGCUCCUCCUCAUGGCCGAGAAGCAGAUGAAGAACCGCACCUCCAACUACCACCUCUUCGACAUGACCCGCUCCGUCGCGCUAUCGUCCAAACUGUCCAAGAAGAGCGGCAAUUACAUCGGCAAACUGCGUUCAAACUUCUCCAAGAAGAAGAGCGUCCUUGUGGGAAACUUCAGCCGCAAGACGGAACUGGGCGCGAUGGUCUUCGGCAGCACCUUCAAUUCGUCCGAACCGCGCCGACUGACCGUCAUCCUGCCUCCACUUUCCCGACGUCAAGAGAUCGAGGGCCUGACAGUCGGCGACAGUUUGUCCUCCUUCUCUAUGCUCAUUGAUCUCCAUCGCAGCUUGACAGAAGCCGACAUGGCGGUGGCUCACUCGGCGCUGCCACCGGAGUCGCUCCAGGUCUUCGAGAACAAGGAGCCCGUGUUCGAGAACGGCUUCUACCGACUCAACUUCAAUGGUCGCGUCUCCGUCCCAUCCGUGAAAAACUUCCAGCUUGUGCGCGCAGGGCCUGGGGAGGUGCCGAACAACGAACGGCCCAUUUUCCUUCAGUUCGGCAAAGUGGAUGACAAGAAGUUCCACUUGGACUUCCGCGCUCCGAUCACUCCGAUCCAGGCCUUUGCGACGGCGUUGGCACAGUUUAAUCUCUGA
This is a messenger RNA of Phytophthora sojae, 1227 nucleotides long. RefSeq lists its product as hypothetical. Lineage: Eukaryota; Oomycota; Peronosporomycetes; Peronosporales; Peronosporaceae. The record is from RefSeq and is a predicted model, not a curated record. The coding region runs from base 1 to 1227 and encodes 408 amino acids. The transcript has 2 exons.